AAUUGAUAAUUAAUUGUACCAACGUAGUGAUACCUGGUGACUUUACAAGACUCCUGUCAGGGGGAUAUAACAUGAACCUCCCAAUAUAUGCUAAACCAUAUCCGAUAGUAGCUGAUAUAGAACAUGUUAUUCAAAAAAUUCCUGGAAACAACGAGGACAAGGCGACGUUAAGGUCCAAUAUAAGUAAGGAUUUGAAAAAAUAUAAAGCAGAUAAAUCACAUCAAUUGGUUAUAUUUACGAAAGAAGAAGUAAAACAAAAGAAGAAUGAAAUAGCUAUGUCGGAUGAAUAUGAAAAAUUGACAUCAGAUCCAUUAAAGGAAAUACAGAAUAAUUUAGUGAAAAUAAUCAAGAAACAUAAACAGUACUUUUCGAGUCAACAGAUAAUUGACAGACCGUCAUACAGCAUCAAGGAUACAGAUGAAUUAAUUAAUGGAUUACUGAAAGAGUUUUUUCGCCAAAAAGAUGGAAUAUCAAUGGGAUCAGUGAUUGGACCUAAACUAGCAGAGAUUUGCAUGAAACCAAUUGAUGACAGUAUAUCACAAAUACCAGGUAUUGAUUUUUAUGCCCGAUAUGUGGAUGACAUAUUAAUUAUCUUUGAUUCUUGUGUAGUAACACCUCGUGAAAUAGAAGAUUAUGCGAAUACCUUAAAACCCAAUAUAAAGUUUACUAGUGAAAUAGAACAAAACCAGGAAAUAAACUAUUUGGAUGUGACUAUUAAACGUGAGAAAACGCAACUACUGUUCCGUAAGUACGAAAAACUGUGUAAUACAGAAAAAACAAUUAGUUAUAAAUCUUAUUGCCCUAUAGAAACUAAGAAAAACGUUUUUUCCAUGGAAUUGAGGAAAAUAUUAAACAGAACAACACUCCAGGAAGAUAUAGAUAAAGAAAUUAAACAAUUAUUUAGAAAAUAUUUAAUGAAUGAUUAUCCAAAGAACAAAAUUUUUGCCAAGCAGGAAAAUAAAAUGUCAAAUAUCAUUAAUAUUAUCAAUACCAAAGGUCAGAAAACAGUAAGAAAUCAGCUUGAUGUCGCAGGAGUGGUGUACAANGGGGCUACGACUGAUCAGCUUGCACUAUCGUAG
Centruroides sculpturatus (bark scorpion) is the source of this 1079-nucleotide messenger RNA. RefSeq lists its product as uncharacterized. The transcript has 5 exons. The record is from RefSeq and is a predicted model, not a curated record. The coding region runs from base 72 to 1079 and encodes 335 amino acids. NCBI's taxonomy places the organism in Eukaryota, Metazoa, Arthropoda, Arachnida, Scorpiones, Buthidae.